This is a messenger RNA of Aethalodelphis obliquidens (Pacific white-sided dolphin), 3518 nucleotides long. RefSeq names its product 1-acylglycerol-3-phosphate O-acyltransferase 3 (gene AGPAT3). The record is from RefSeq and is a predicted model, not a curated record. The transcript is spliced from 10 exons. Gene Ontology annotation, molecular function: 1-acylglycerol-3-phosphate O-acyltransferase activity. Bases 254 to 1384 code for a protein of 376 amino acids. Gene Ontology annotation, cellular component: endomembrane system; endoplasmic reticulum. NCBI's taxonomy places the organism in Eukaryota, Metazoa, Chordata, Mammalia, Artiodactyla, Delphinidae.
GGCCGGGGGCGGCGGGCGCCGCACUCGCUGAGGCCCGACGCAGGGCCGGGCGCGCCCAGGGCCGGAGCGCAGCGGCCGGAACGGCCCGGAGGCGACGCCGGGGCCGAGCGCGCGACGAGCAGGUGGCGGCGGCUGCAGGCCUUCAAGUUGGAAGCCUCUGAGGACGAUUGCUCACCCCACUGACCCUGCUGACCCUGGGCCACGGACGGCUGUUCUCAGUGAAGGGCCCUGCACUCGCUACUGAGCUGUGGCCAUGGGCCUGCUUGCCUUCCUGAAGACCCAGUUCGUCGUGCACCUCCUCAUCGGCUUCGUCUUCGUGGUGAGCGGGCUGAUCAUCAACUCCAUCCAGCUCUGCACGCUCGUCCUCUGGCCCGUGAACAAGCAGCUGUACCGCCGGCUCAACUGCCGCCUUGCAUACUCGCUCUGGAGCCAGCUGGUCAUGCUUCUGGAGUGGUGGUCAUGCACGGAGUGUACCCUGUUCACCGACCAGGCCACGGCGGGCCACUUCGGGAAGGAGCAUGUGGUCAUCAUCCUGAACCACAACUUCGAAAUCGACUUCCUCUGUGGGUGGACCAUGUGUGAGCGCUUUGGCGUGCUGGGGAGUUCCAAAGUCCUGGCUAAAAGGGAGCUGCUGUACGUGCCCCUCAUCGGCUGGACGUGGUACUUCCUGGAGAUCGUGUUCUGCAAACGGAAAUGGGAGGAGGACCGGGAUGCCGUCAUCAAAGGGCUGAGGCGCCUGGCUGACUACCCCGAAUACGUGUGGUUUCUCCUGUACUGUGAGGGCACGCGCUUCACGGAGAAGAAGCAUCGGGUCAGCAUGGAGGUGGCCGCCUCCAAGGGGCUGCCCGUCCUCAAGUACCACCUGCUGCCUCGGACCAAGGGCUUCACCACCGCGGUCCAGUGCCUCCGUGGGACAGUCGCAGCUGUCUACGACGUCACACUGAACUUCCGAGGAAACAAGAACCCGUCUUUGCUGGGGAUCCUCUACGGGAAGAAGUACGAGGCGGACAUGUGUGUGAGGAGAUUUCCUCUGGAAGAGAUCCCGCUGGAUGAAAAGGAAGCGGCUCAGUGGCUUCAUAAACUCUACCAGGAGAAGGAUGCGCUGCAGGAGAUGUAUAACCAGAAAGGCGUGUUUCCGGGGGAGCAGUUCAAACCCGCCCGGCGGCCGUGGACACUCCUGAACUUCCUCUUCUGGGCCACACUUCUCCUGUCUCCUCUCUUCAGUUUUGUCUUAGGCGUCUUUGCCAGUGGGUCUCCUCUUCUGAUCCUGACGUUCCUGGGGUUUGUCGGGGCAGCUUCCUUUGGAGUCCGCCGACUGAUAGGAGUGACUGAGAUAGAGAAAGGCUCCAGCUAUGGAAACCAAGAAUUUAAGAAAAAGGAAUAAUGAACGGCUGUGACUGAACACACACACACCUGACCGUGGUAUCCAAUUAACUCAAUUAAAAACAACAACACACACAGAGCGGGGGUGGGAAAAAAAGACACUUAGAAACUAUUUUUCUUAUUAACUGGUGACUAAUACUGACCAAUAAAACUUGAGCCAAGAGCAAAGCAGUCGGAAGGCCUGCAGAUGGAGACAGACGCCAGCCUCGCACCUGCGCGUCCGCUGCCGGCAGAGCGGCCCGGGGGACCCGCUCCCGGGACAACGGGUGUCGCCGCUGCUCCCGGGACAACGGGUGUCGCCGCUGCUCCCGGGACAACGGGUGUCGCCGCUGCCGUCUCUCUAGAGCUCUGCCUGACAGGGAACUUUUGGAUGCUUUCUCUUCUCACACUUAGAUCCAGUUUUUGGUUUUUAUCCGUUAUCUCGGGAGUUUCCCCCUGCCCCUCGCCUCCUCCCCUGUUCUCCCUGCAAACUCUCUUCCCCCGUCGCCCCCGGGACGGUGUGCGCGGGUCCCGGCGUCCCCAGAGCACCCGCCGGUCCCGACCUGCUGGCACCUCGAUUCCAGGCAAUGGGGGCGGGGCCUGGGGACGUCCCCUCGGCGAUAAGCACACUGGGCGGGGCUGGCGGCGGGACACGCCCCCUGGUCGUUUCCGGAGCGUCCUCGCGCUUCCCACCUAAGCCUGCCUGACACACCUUAAAUCGGUUUUAAAGCGAGUGGAGCCCGAGAACGCGGUGAGACGUCGAGUCCUUCCCGUGCCUGGAGCUCAGCUCCUCUGUCCCACCCGGUCACCCCGCCGGGUGCAGGGCGGCCCCCUCCCCAGCCGGCCGGAGCCGGGGAGACCUCCGCCCGCAGCCCGCAGGACUGUUGGAUUUUUGAAAAGGCAGUGUCACCAUCAUCCUGUCUUCUAAAGGAGACUGUUAACACGGAGCUUUUAGAGAUUUUAUUUUCACAGUUGAUCUGUUGAUGGCGCUCAACUUCCUGAUGGAAGCUAGAGGUGGUGAGCCUUCCCCUCCGCUGCCACCCCCCUUCCGAGCAGAUGCACUUGUCCUGGGGGAGGGUGACCGGAGUGCCCUGACCUCGUCCCCUUCAGCCUGCUGCCCUGGUGGGAGCCGUUUCUUCCUCAGAGGGAGGUAUUUCGUGCGCGUUUGGCCAAGGGCCUGGCCGGGCUGCUGGGCAGAGUAGGGGGACUGGGACUCCCUCCCCCCUCCCGCUGGAGCCCCGCACUCCGCCAGGCCGUUCCACCGUCACCCUGCCUGCAUCGGACUUUCGUCUUAAACGUUCAACUUGGUUUUUUUAAGUCACAUUCCCCUCAUCUUUUUUAGCAAGGGAAAGAAAAAUAAUGGGUGUUAUCUCUGAUAAUACUGUAACCAGCGUUCAGGAUAGAGGCAGGUUGAAUUUUCUAGGGGAAAAGAUGGAAGCAAGAGGCAUGGAAAACAGUAUAAACUAAACUGGAACAAUGCAUUGGCCCUAAGUAUGCAUUCUGGGAGACUUAUGGAAACAGCAUAUACCCUUCAUAAUGACACUACUGAAUUGUGCAUGGUGACCUUGGUGAAGGGACCAAGGUCACAGGGAAGCGAAUCACAGUUCUGGGCUCGCUCAUGAGUGGUAGUGAGUGCACACAAGUCCUCGUGAGGUUGAAAGACAGCUUUGAAGUGCUUUCUCAGAAGAGAGCUUCCCUCUGCCACAAAGCACGUCUCCCCCUUCCCUUGGAGCCCAACCGAGCAGGGGGGCUGCGGUGAGCGGCUGCCUUCGAUCUUACUUUUCCUCACACAGUAUGCUGCUCAUCUGUCUCUGUGUGUUUAUGUCAUUUGCUAAUUCACUAAUCCCUAAAAAUCUUAAAGGAAAAAGUUGAAGGGUACUACCGUGAAGGCAUAUUACCUGGAAAAUGCAAAUUUAGGUCUUUUACCAUUGAAUUAAUAGUUCUUGCUUCCCAGCUACGUUCCCUCCCCUUGAAAUUAGUACACAAUGUGUAAAUUCUAUAUUGAGUCAGUGAGGAGCUGUGAAGACUCCUAGAUGAAUGGAGAUUGAGACCACGUGUAGGUUUUAAAUCUCAGUGACUUCCUUCUGAUUUAACAAAGAUUAGCUUGUGCAUUUGAAUACCAAGCCCUCUGAGAGCAAUAAAAACUACACCAUGAA